This is a messenger RNA of Spea bombifrons (plains spadefoot toad), 2238 nucleotides long. RefSeq names its product T-box brain transcription factor 1 (gene TBR1). Gene Ontology annotation, molecular function: DNA-binding transcription factor activity, RNA polymerase II-specific; RNA polymerase II cis-regulatory region sequence-specific DNA binding. The transcript has 6 exons. The coding region runs from base 1 to 2022 and encodes 673 amino acids. Gene Ontology annotation, biological process: commitment of neuronal cell to specific neuron type in forebrain; positive regulation of DNA-templated transcription; regulation of neuron projection development. The record is from RefSeq and is a predicted model, not a curated record. Gene Ontology annotation, cellular component: nucleus. Lineage: Eukaryota; Metazoa; Chordata; Amphibia; Anura; Pelobatidae.
AUGCAGUUAGAUCACUGCCUCUCUCCUUCCAUCAUGCUGUCCAAGAAAUUCCUGAGUGUGAGCAGCAGCUACCCUCAUCCAGGAGGAUCUGAGCUGGCUUUGCAUGAUCAUCCCAUCAUCUCCUCCACUCCUGACAACCUGGGGAGAAGUUCACCUCUGAAAAAAACUAGCAGGGGGAUGACGAAUCAGUCUGAUCCAGACAAUUUCCCUGACUCCAAAGACGCACCAGGGGACGGCCAGAGGAGUAAGCUGUCUCCUGUCUUGGAUGGGGUCUCUGAGAUUCGUCAUAAUUUCGAUGGAUCUGCAGCAGAUCGCUAUCUCCUCCCUUCUCAGUCCCAGUCUGUAUCCUCGGCUCCCACUACUAUGUUUCCCUACCCCGGCCAGCAUGGACCUGCUCACCCAGCCUUUUCGAUCGGGAGUCCCAGCCGGUACAUGGCUCACCAUCCAGUGAUCACCAAUGGAGCUUACAACAGCCUCCUGGGCAGCUCUUCCCCGCAAGGAUACCCCGGCGCCGGAUACUCCUACGCCCAGCAGUAUGGACAUUCUUACCAGGGGCCACCUUUCUACCAGUUCUCUGCCGCCCAGCCCGGACUGGUCCCCGGGAAGGCUCAGGUCUACCUCUGCAACAGGCCACUUUGGCUGAAGUUUCACCGGCACCAGACGGAGAUGAUCAUCACCAAGCAGGGCAGACGCAUGUUCCCUUUUCUAAGUUUUAAUAUUUCUGGGCUGGACCCCACGGCACACUACAAUAUUUUUGUGGAUGUUAUCCUUGCUGAUCCAAACCACUGGCGGUUUCAAGGGGGAAAGUGGGUUCCUUGUGGCAAAGCGGACACCAAUGUACAAGGUAAUAGAGUGUACAUGCACCCAGAUUCCCCCAAUACCGGAGCCCACUGGAUGAGACAGGAAAUUUCUUUUGGAAAAAUGAAAUUAACCAACAACAAAGGAGCGUCUAAUAAUAAUGGCCAGAUGGUUGUUCUGCAGUCUCUUCACAAGUACCAGCCCCGGCUCCAUGUGGUGGAGGUGAAUGAAGAUGGUACAGAGGAUACCAGCCAGCCUGGAAGAGUUCAGACCUUUACAUUUCCAGAGACCCAGUUUAUUGCUGUGACUGCCUACCAGAACACUGAUAUAACACAGCUAAAAAUUGAUCAUAAUCCUUUUGCGAAGGGUUUUCGGGACAAUUAUGACACGAUCUACACUGGCUGUGACCUGGAUCGCCUCACCCCAUCCCCCAAUGACUCCCCACGCUCACAGAUCGUGCCCGGGGCCCGCUACUCCAUGGCCAGCUCCUUCCUGCAGGAUCAGUUUGUUAGCAACUACGCCAAAUCGCGUUUCCACCCUCCAGGAGCCGUGCCCGGGGCAGGCACUGACCGCAGCGUCCCCCACACCAAUGGGCUGCUGUCUCCCCAGCAGGGGGAAGACCCCGGUGCCCCCUCUCCCCAGCGAUGGUUUGUGACCCCAGCAAACAACCGUCUGGACUUCACCACCGCCUCAGCCUACGAUGCGGCCACGGACUUCGCCGGCAACGCUGCUACCCUGCUGUCUUACGCUGCUGCCGGAGUGAAAGCUCUUCCCCUGCCAACCGCCGGCUGCACCGCGCGCCCCCUGGGCUAUUACAGUGACCCCGCGGGAUGGGGCGCGCGGAGCCCACCCCAGUACUGCACCAAGUCUGGCUCUGUGCUCUCCUGCUGGGCCCCUGGGGGGCGGGUGGGGACUACUAACCCCUACCUGGCAGGAGUGGAAGAAGCAGAGAGUUUGACAGCAGACCGAUCCCCCCUUGGAGAGGACACCAAACCCAAAGACCUGUCUGACUCCAGCUGGAUUGAAACCCCUCCAUCCAUCAAGUCCAUGGACUCCUCAGACUCCGGAAUAUACGAACAGGCCAAGAGGAGGAGGCUCUCACCUCCAGACCCUGCGGUAUCUGGCAGCUCCUCGCCCCUAAAAAGCGAAGUGCUGCCCCCUAGGGACUGUGAGAAGAACUGCGCUAAGGACCUGGGCUAUUAUGGCUUCUACACUCACUCCUAAUCUAUGGCACUGAUUAUAGUCUUAAAGUGACACCUCUCGAGGACACUGAAUAAGCUAUCAUUGGGAUCCACAGCACUGACAUUUCUACGAGAACACUUAUUAUUGGGGUCUCUCACUCUUCCUUUUUUUUUUUUCUUCCAAUAUCCACCUACAAUCACCUUGAGGACACCUACAACUUUCUAAUGGCUUCCUUGGGACCCGGAUUCACACCCUUCA